Molecule: messenger RNA, 879 nt
Organism: Conger conger (European conger)
Lineage: Eukaryota; Metazoa; Chordata; Actinopteri; Anguilliformes; Congridae
Product: SH2 domain-containing protein 1A-like
Exons: 3
Coding region: 30-380 (116 amino acids)
Source: RefSeq, a predicted model, not a curated record
AAGCGCAAGUUGCUACGGGGAGCAGUGCGAUGGACUUGGUGCCAGUGUACCACGGACCUAUCAGCAAAGAGACCGGGGAGAGGCUUCUGGGAGAGGAUGGUCGGGAUGGCAGUUAUCUGAUACGAAACAGUGAAUCCAAGCCUGGCGUUUACUGCUUGUGUGUUCUGUGCAAAGGCUUAGUGUACACCUAUAGGCUACAUCAAGGUGAGGAUGGAUCAUGGACUGCAGACACCUCCCCCGGUGUUGAAAAGCGUUUUUUCCGGAAAAUCCGGAACUUGAUCUCAGCCUUCCAGAAGCCAGCCCAGGGCAUCGCCAUGCCCCUCCUUUACCCAAUCACUGUGCAGAACAACUACGCCAGGAAACAGGAUGGCUUGAUUUAGCGUAAAUAAUGAUCCAGUCAUUUCUAUACGUUCUAUACCAUGAUUGAAUAUAGGCUUUUUUUUGUGGUUGAUGACUGACAUACCCAUAUAAGAAUAUAAUUGGCUAUAACAGAACUCUGUGAGAAAUGUUAUAUCAUAAGUAAUUUAUCUUAAAGGGAGAAAAAAAUAUCUUGUUUAUUUUUUAUAAAAAAAUUACUCAUAUUUAUCACUCGAGUAUUUAAAAAAACAUAUAAACCAAACAUAUUCUGCUAUUUUACAAUUGUAUUUUUAUUUUUGUUUUACGAGUUUAUGAAAUAAAAAUAAAAUGUCUAAAAUCCAGUUCAUCAAGUGAAAAUGUAAACAUUCUGUUAAAUUAGUCCAAUUUAACUCCAAUUUCAAAUUUAUGAAUAUUAUACUAUAUUCUUUGAAGUUGUUUCUGGAAUUAGAGCUUACUCAAAGCCUGUGUUUUUCCUCCUUCAUGGCAAAUAUAAAUACUGUAAAAUAAAUGUUUGUCCUUAAA